This is a messenger RNA of Dalotia coriaria, 1086 nucleotides long. It is a transcript of the gene Rrp4, whose product is annotated as exosome complex component Rrp4. Bases 81 to 989 code for a protein of 302 amino acids. Gene Ontology annotation, cellular component: cytoplasmic exosome (RNase complex); nuclear exosome (RNase complex). The record is from RefSeq and is a predicted model, not a curated record. Gene Ontology annotation, molecular function: RNA binding. Lineage: Eukaryota; Metazoa; Arthropoda; Insecta; Coleoptera; Staphylinidae. Gene Ontology annotation, biological process: CUT catabolic process; U4 snRNA 3'-end processing; exonucleolytic trimming to generate mature 3'-end of 5.8S rRNA from tricistronic rRNA transcript (SSU-rRNA, 5.8S rRNA, LSU-rRNA). The transcript has 4 exons.
AAACUCCCUGCGAAAUACAUAACCUACCUACCCAAACACGUUUGAAAAACUUGCAGAAAUCGCUGAAUUUCCCUCUAAAAAUGUCGAAAACAGAAGCAAAAGUGAAGAAAAUUCAUAUUUAUUUAGCCAGCGACCGUGUAAAUCCCUCAAUCUCAUCAAAUCACCGCAUUCCACGCAUUUUUACACCUGGAGAAGUCGUCACUGAACAAAAUGAACUUAUGAAAGGACAUGGUACCUACGAAGCCGAUGGAUGUCUCAAAUCAUCAGUAGCAGGUCUAAAAGAAGAAGUAAACAAGUUAAUAUCAGUAAAACCACUAAAAAGCCGAUACAAUGGAGAAAUUGGAGAUGUAAUUGUAGGUAGAAUCACAGAAGUACAACAAAAACGCUGGAAAGUCGAAACAAACUCACGUCUAGACUCAAUUCUCCUUUUAUCAUCAGUAAAUCUACCAGGAGGUGAACUUCGGCGUAGAUCAGCGGAAGAUGAGCAUAUGAUGCGCAAAUAUUUACAAGAAGGUGAUUUAAUCAGUGCAGAAGUCCAAAAUGUCUUCGCAGAUGGUUCACUUUCAUUACACACAAGAAGUUUAAAGUACGGCAAGUUAUCACAGGGUGUGUUGAUAAAAGUCUUCCCAGCGUUGAUAAAACGCAGCAAAACACGUUUUCACAACCUCCCGAUCGGCGUGAGCAUAAUCCUGGGCAACAAUGGUUUCAUUUGGAUUUCUCCUCUUGUAAACCAAGAGGAGGACAAUGUGGGUGGGUUUAUACAAAAUCUAGAUCAAGUUGUAUCACGGGGUGAGCGUGAAACAAUCGCGCGCAUUCGCAACUGUAUUUUGGCUCUCGCACAAAGCAAAAUGAUGCUUUACGAUUCAAGUAUUCUCUAUGCUUUUGAAGAGAGCUUAAAAUACGCUGUGGUUGAUUUACUCACUCCUGAAGUGAUGGUAGACGUUGCUAUUUUAACUCAGCAGAGGUUAAACAUCGCUGAAGACAAUUAAAACGUCGCAUUUUUAAUUAAAAUAUUAAUUUUAUUGUGUUGAAAUGUGUCUCGUCGAGCGCCGAAAUAGCUAAAUAUAUACAAAAAUUAAAUUUCAA